AUUUUGAAAUUUUAAAGAUGGCGUCCAGACUUGAAAUUUCAACUAGAAAUGUCAUUUGCAUAAAAAUUGUUUUAUUUUAUCUCAUUUUAAUUGCGGAGUCAGGUCAACUGCCUCUUGUCGUAAAUACUUGGGGACCGCCGUUCUUUAAUGCGACCAAGAAAGGUACUUUCACAUUUAAAUAUGGUAUAAUACUGAUGAAAUUGAUUUUUUUAAAUUGUGAUUUAUUUAUAAAAUUUAUACAUCAAGUUGAAAUUAAAAUAAAAUGUGGAAAAGUUUUCAUUGUGUAACUUUUCUUUUUAAAAUAAUGCUACAACAACAAAUAAUGCUAGUGCUUUAAAGAUGCUGUAAAGUCCGUACAAAUGUAAACAAACGCUUUGUUUACAUUAAUUUUGAACUCAGUCAGUGCUACAGUUGUAAAAUAUGAUUAGAUAUACUGAAUUUUUAACUCUUCUGGUUCGCUAUGCUUGUAAAUGAAUACAGACUAGAGAUUCAAUUCAAGAAAGUUCGGAAGGCAAUGCAGGGUCUGAAAUUUGCAGUAUCCCGAUAUCCACGGGAUACUAAAAUUUGGUUUUGGAUACCAAACUGUGAAUGACUUGCAUCCCAACUGGAUACUAACAAAAUUUCAAACAUUAGGGAAAUUUAAAGUUUGUUCGUUCACUGCAACCAGGUAUAUCAAUCAUGUUUCGCUCGCUACUCUGGUUUAAAUAAAUUAUUACAAAGCCCAGUCGAAUUGUAAUCAAGGGUCUUGAUUACAAAGUCUUGAUUACAAUUCAACUGCAUGGGCUGUGUAAUAAUUUAUUUAAACCAGAGUAGCGAGCGAAACAUGAUUAGGGAAAUGUUAAGUACCUCUGACAGUCUCCUGAUAGCUUGUAACAGCGAGAGUUAUUGGAUGGGACAGGGUAGAAUACUUAUGGUAACCAGUAUCAAGAAGUGGGAUAUUGCAUUCUCAGGGGGGAUACUAAACUUUGAAUCCUGGUUCCCCAGUUGGAUACUGAGAAAAUAUUUAAAUUUCAGACCCUGCAAUGGUAGGGUCCGGACCAUUGCAGUAUGUAGGCCUGCACAGAACGUAUGCGCAGAACGGACUUUACAGCAUCUUUAAUUAUUAACAGUGCUACAAAUUAAUAAUUAUUCAUAUUAAGGUGGCUCGAUAUAGUUAUCACAAAAACUCUGCUCAAGAAUUGCGAACAAAACCUGGAGACCAUUUUUAGGCACAGGUCGCGGAAACUGAUUAACAAAAUGAAAGAACUUCCAAAAUGUCUUGAUGUGAGCAGUUGCUUGCACCAUCUCACGUCAUUGUGCAUGUUCUAUAGCGUUUUUUAUAAUAUAGCGUUUGUAUAUUCUGAACGCUGAUUGGCUAAGAGCCGUGUUGAUAUAACUCAAUGUCAACACGGAAAUGUCGGAAAGUUUCUUUUUUUAUAUUUCUUUGUGCUAUAUUAUAAAACAAAUAUAAAACAUUUUUUCCAUAUUGAUAUAUAGUUAUAUCAACACUCGUGGAAAUUGGGAAAACUCGAAAUUGUGUGAAAACACUCCGCCCUUCGGGCGUCGUGUUUCCACACAAUUUCUCGUUUCCCCAAUUUCCACUCGUGUUGAUAUAACUGUAUAUCAACACGGAAAAUGUUUUAUAUUUGUUAAAUGUCAAUUGCUGACGUCAUUAGAAUUUUCCAUUUUAGAAAAACAAUGCGCUAUAUCUCUAUUUUGUCUGGUGACCUAUGUUCAAAUUUUGCAUGCUGUAUUGCACCGCUAAAAACUUUCAUUAUACAAAAAAUAAAAAAUUCUGUAAUGCCAAAAACAUUUUACCGAAGAGUACGACAUUUUCCAAAAAAAUGGCAUUACAGAAUUUUUUUAUAUUUGCUAAUUGUUAGUUUUUCUUCCAAGUAAAAUAAUGCACAAAAAAAAUAUUGGGGGUCACCAUGUUUCUUUUCCAACUAUACGAGGCGAUAGGUCAUUUUUGAGUGAAUUUCGUACACAUAUAUUGUCAUGGCAACAAACUAUCUGUUACUAAAACUAAUAUAAUUUGAAAGUAGAGAUAUCAAAAUAUAUAAAAAACCCAAUAUCUGCUGAAUAAAUCCUAAAAAUGCCAAAGUGUUGAACACCUGAAUUCUUGGAAACUCUAUCGAGCCACCUUAAUUGAUACAUAUAAAAGCAAGGUCAGGGACUCAUGCAGGGAAAAAGAGGUCCACCCAUUAUUCGCAGAAAGAGCAGUGUGCAUUCCAUCCUAACUAUAAUUACAUGUAAACAAGAUACCAAAUUAAGGCCGAAGUUAACUUGCAGUAUGCCAAGCCAAUGUAACAUAUCACACCUCAAAACAAAAAGAUGCUGUAAAAAUGCAAUAAGAUGACCUGAUAUGAACAGUCUUCCAAUUGGUUUUCUGGAGGCUAGACUCUUGAGUGGUCUGAAGGCAUUCUGUCCUGGAAUCUAUAGUUUAUGAAUGGUAUUUCCUGCAUACGGGGAGAGCUUUGACAUGCAGAAGCCAAUGCCAGGUCAUGUUUUUCAUGCAUUAAUUGGGCCCUAAUACACCCUACUUUAUUAUUUUACGCAGUCUAAUGCCAGGUGAUCUUUAUACUUGUCAAGGAGAGAGCGCUGGUGCUCAAUGUGGUGCUCCCAGUCUUCUAGCCCCUGUAGACCCCCUACUCCUGUUUGCCACCCCUGCAUAAAGUAAAUGUUGCUAACAUUAUCACAGGCAGUUACAAUAGCAUAAUAUUGUGUGAGGCAAUUGUACUUGUCAAAUCUAACUCUCCAAUGCAGUUUGCCUUGCAAAAUUGUUUUCACAUAGCUGAGCUGGAUGGCCUGGUGGUCAGAGUAUUUCAAUCACUGUCAUUGAAUAUAAUAGAGAAACUGCUGUCAUGUUGUUGACCAUUUACUAUAUAUCUUGCCUAGAGGACAACUGACAAUUGAUAAAAACUCAAUAUAUUUUGUUUAUUCAUGCAGCUGUGAGGGUUGCAUUUCACACACAGGCUUUUAAUUGCUUUCAGUCACAAACUUUAAGCAUCUCUGUUUACAGGAAAAAGUUCUGGAUAUGAGGUUCAUCAUGUACAGCAAAUGAAAUCUAGAAGACUUAGUAUAGUCUAUUAACCCCUCCCCUUGAAGAGUACAAUGGCAGAGUAGCUAGGGUGCAUCAGGGCACAAUGCAACUUAAUGGGUUGACUAGACACAUAUUAAUCAGGUUAAGUCUAAUUAACCACUGAGGGUCAGCACUCUCCCUUUGACAAGCACAAUCACCUGGUAUUAGACAGAGUAAAAUAGCAAUGUAGGGUGUAAUACAACUUGAUGGGUUAAAUACUGUGUAAUACCUCUUAAAGUCAAGCACUCAAGACAAAUGCAAGCCAAGAUGAGGUUGAUGCAAUACUCGAUCUAGAUAGUGUUUGGCACAUGAAUUUGUUGUAGUUGUUAAAUAAGUUUAAUUAGUUUAACGUGGGUCCUCAUUCUUAUCAAAACACCAAAAGUGAUUGAGCCCCAACCUAUAUCAACCUUGUACACCACCUGAGAGCUACAGAAAGCAUUAAUUUUCUCAAUAGCAUGGACUGUAAUAACCAAUGGUGUAUCAUCUUCACUGGAUGCUGUUGAACUUGGUUGUAGCGUUUGUGAAGUUGAACAGUGUGAUGGUACUGUGGGAUAUGGAGGAAGGUGGGUAUAUUAUCUAUUACAAACAUCAAGUCUUGUACACUGAGUACUAUCCACCUGGCUCAACUCCAAGCAGCAAGGUGAAUAAAAUCAUCUAUACUAUAGUGAAAUGUAUAUUCAGCCUUGCAUUUAAGAAAUACAUUAAGAAUUGGUCAGUUUACAGAUUAAUGAGAGUUUUAUGCACUGGUCAGACAACUACAUGACUUGUAGCCUGCGGGCAGCCCCAUACCACGUAAACGAGGUGGUAUGGGGCUGCCCGCAGGCUACAUGACUUGCAGAAAACAAAUUUUGCAUAUUAUGUUACGUAUUCAGCUCACUCCCCAUUGGGGCUUUUCAAUGACCUAUUACAUCAAGUCAGGGUUGGAUAUAAGAACACUUUUUCAAAAAUAAAAUGUUCUUAUUUCUUAUAUUAGUAUAAGAACAUUUUUUGCAAUAUAAGAACAUUUUCACAAACUUUGAUGACGUCAUAUUAUGACAUCAUCCAAAAUCCUAAAAUGACGAUUCAAUUUUAGAUGUUGCUGUAACCUCUUGGCUUUCAAAAUUAUAAAAAUAGUUAUCACUGCUGUAUUUAUACGACUAUUAUCUGUAUGUCUUAUUUUCAGGAUGAAUCUCAAAUAGUUAAAAUUUACAACUUCGAAGUAGAAUAAUUAAUGGAAUAAUAUAAGAAAAUAUAAGAACAUUUUUGCCUCCCCAAAAAAUAUUCUUAUAAUAUAAGAACAACUAAUAUAAGAACAUUUGCCAACCCUGCAUCAAGUAUUACGCUUGCUUACAGUAUGUUACUUAGCCUAGACUAUUUGUCUUUACAACAAUUGUGAUAUUGCUUUCCUAACUAUGUAAAUCCUAGUCCCCCACCAACACCUGAAGAAAACCCACGACUUUCGGCAGAGCGUUAAUUGACAGACUCUUUUCACAUGAGUCCAUAGUGAGAUCGAACCCAUGCACGAUCUCAGAGGUGAAACGUAAGGCACUUGCUCUGACUACUGCGCCUGUGAAGCCCCAAUAAACAUAUUUGACACAGCCUUCAGAUUUCAUAUUACUGACAAAUGCAUCAGUAGGCAAGCUAAUUCAAAGGCAUGCAUGAUUUGCAUAGAAAAUUAUUUGUUGCAUGAUAUACAUAUACAAUAUUCAUUAAAUGUUAUUUUUAGUCCUGAUGAAAAUGGCAUUACAACACUGGAUGCCAUGAUUAUGGAUGGGUAAGUCAAAGUGGUGAAAAUAAUCUAAUUCGUUUGACUAGAAAAAGUCUAAAAUGUCGAAAUGCAAGGAAUUAACUAAGUCCUUUCUUACUUACUUAGUCCCUUAUAGUUAUAUUGAUUGCUUUUACGUGUCAACAACAGGGGCGUAGGAAGCAUCAGAAGAUGGGUGGAUUUUCCCGUCAUACCAUACCGAAAUUGCACGUUCUUGACCAAAUCGUUUUUAAAAACAUCGAAAUUUCCAAACAAAAAGGGCGCCUUUGAUGUUAAUUUAGUAUUUACAGCGACAUUAGCUGGUGCAAAAAGGGCACUUUUCAUCACAAAAAAGGGCACUUUUGGUCCUUUGAAAAAAAUGGGGGGGCACGUGCCCCCCUGUGGCCCCGGUUCCUACGCCCCUGGUCAACACAACAAUUUUUCCUUGACUAGAGUUAUGGAAACAAUGUUAUUUAAACUCUGUAACUCAACUUCCAAGGAGAAAUAAUUGUGUCGAUUCAAAAUUUCUGGUGAGCACUCGUUCUAGGAAACAUGUGAGACAACCAGUUUUAUAGCUUUUAAUACUCAAUAAUUAACAAACUAUUGAGUAUUGUAUAAUUUUUGAUAGAUAUUUUUGCCAAUGAUAGAUAAAACUGAAUACAGACUGUAUUCAGUUUUAUCUAUCAUUGGCAAAAAUAUCUAGCUCCAAAUUCUAAUGUCAAAGUAUGUGCUUUAGAACUUUGAAUUGAGACAGGGCUGUAGUUAGACACGAUAAUGGGGGGGGGGAGGGUGUUUAUUCAUACAGUAUAUUCAUGAAUCAUGUUCACAUACCGUAAAAACAAUCGCUUUCAAAAGAAAUCCGUCGGGCAGAACAUGAAUAUAUGAGAUAUCCCCCCCCCCCCCCCCAAUUAUCGGUCUAGCUACGGCCCUGAUCAACUCCAUAACCAUAUGUAGAGGGAGUGGAGCUAGCUAACAUCUAAACCUGGAGUAAAUGGCUAUCAACUCCAAAAUAGUGAACAAUUGCAAAAUCGUGUCUUUUAAAAUUCUAACAUCACUUUCCGUGGUUCCUUAUUUUUCGUGAUUUAGUGAUUCUCUCGAUGUUGGUUCGGUGGGGUGUUUGAAGAAUAUUCGUGGUGCAAUAUCUGUCGCUCGGAGUGUUAUGGUACAUACAGGUCACACCUUGCUUGUUGGCGAGGAUGGUAAGCAGCUGACAAUAUUCAUUUUCAGGCAUCCCUACGACGUCAUACUUUUUGUGCUAUAAGACGUGUACCCAUAAAAUUAAGGAGCUGCAAAACGUGGUCAAAACUCAAAACAGUUUACAGUAUUGUUAACUCUCAAUAAGUAAUAGGCAUAUAAACCAAUCAUGGCGCAGUAUUUAGGCCUGCAUGUGUAACCUCGUUAACAUCAAGCAUUAUUUUUAGCCACACAGUUUGCGAAACAAAUGGGAUUCAAAGAACAAAGUUUAGAAACCAACAGAUCAUUGUAAGUGAUGUUAAUGAAGUCAAAUCUAAAAUUAAUGUUAUG
Paramuricea clavata is the source of this 6308-nucleotide messenger RNA. The record is from the annotation of a GenBank genome assembly. Lineage: Eukaryota; Metazoa; Cnidaria; Anthozoa; Malacalcyonacea; Plexauridae.